Fomitopsis serialis is the source of this 876-nucleotide messenger RNA. RefSeq lists its product as uncharacterized. The record is from RefSeq and is a predicted model, not a curated record. Lineage: Eukaryota; Fungi; Basidiomycota; Agaricomycetes; Polyporales; Fomitopsidaceae. The coding region runs from base 321 to 764 and encodes 147 amino acids. The transcript has 2 exons.
CACCGUUAUACACCCUGACACGCACUACGACGUAGAAGACAUGAUAGCGCACAACCAAUAUGGAGCCCGUGCGGCCAAGAUACUGCUGAAUGCGUAUGCAAUGCUGAAGGUUCGGGAUCGGAGGCUCAGAACAAUCAACACGCCCAUUGUCGACGAAUGCCUCAUGUCUUCGCGCUUGCACGCUGUUCCCCUCGUGCCGUAAUAUUCUCUUCACCUCCUUUGAGUUUUAAAUCGCGUCCGCUGUCUAAUCUCUCAUCCUUGCGCGACUCACGCCAUCACUUGAGUCUCCACAAGAGUUCUCGAAAGCAGCCGACCCUCCCAUGUUCAACGGCUUCCAUACGCCAAUGCCUCCCAGCGAUGCCGAAUUGGCCAGUCAAGCUCUGAACGAGGAGUCCAUCUACCGGUUCCGCUCGUUCAAUGCCAAUGACGCCGUCACGCUCGGUCUGUCUCUUCGAAAGCGUUUCCGAGCGUCUUCGCGCCAUGGAAAGGGAAAAGGGCUUGUGAUCUCUAUUCAGACCAUCGCUGGUCAUACUCUGUUUGCGUGUACUGUCGGUGACUUGGGCGGUCUCUCUGGCAUCGGAGACGUUAGUCUGGAUAGUUGGUCUUGCCUUGAGGUGAGUGGACAUGUUGGUUUUUCCUUAGGAUACCGCGUCCUAUUGGCUCUUCACGAGCAGGGCAUGGUCGCUGUAGUGCGCCGUACAGGGCACUCCAGCUACUACGUAGAGAAGGCAUGGGCGCGAUGGGUAAAACACCGAAGCAGCUAGGUAUUGAAGGUAACUACAGAAUCAACGGGGGCGGUCAGUCCGGAUGCGUUCUCGAAGCAUCGCAGUGGCUGAUAUUCCGUCAAUCACAGCGUUCCCAAUUUGGCUUGAGAAC